UCGGCACAGGAGCGAGCCGCCCCCCUACACCACUACCACACCUCGUCCUCCCGUGUGCAACAAGUGUCUGGAAGCGUCUCACCAGUUACUAUUAUCACUCCCGAGUAUUUAAAGAACACAUUAAAACGUGUUUUUGAUUAUAUUAAUCAGCUGUUUAAAGGGAUCUACCACGUGGCUUUGUUGACACUUUUUUGGGGGGACACUAACGAUAGGAUAGAUCUUGUGAUGAGAUGUCUUAAGAAUCAGAGUUGAUCUUCCUCGAGUGAUUACCAAGAUGAUCUCAUUUUGUUUUAUGUAAAGUUAGAACGUAUACGAUAAUAAAUAACAAAGGUACGUAGUCAUUACAGUAGUUAAGAUCGACUCUACCUGCGUGAGUGAGUGGCUGAUUCUUCCCGGGAACUGACUUGACCUGCUACGUCAGCGCCACCGCACAUGCCAUCUACCUUCUGAGAUGUGGGCCUCAAGGAGGACAUGUCAGCCUCACACCUCGUCCUCCAGGGUGUCAAGGGGCGCCCCUGGCCCUUCCUCGUGACCCUGGAAACCUCCCCUAAGCUGUUAUCGGGUACAAAAGGUGCAGUUUGGAGUAAUGGCAGGUAAUAACACCUCCUCACCUGACCCUGUGACCACGCCCACGCCGAGGGACACCCACUACACGCCCUCCACCACCACCACCACGAUCACACCACCCAUCACCAUUAACACCAUUCCCACCGGCACGACCCCACCCCAGCCCACCACCGCCCCUGCACCCACCUUGCCCACAACACCGAAGCUGCUGGACCGCGUAUCUAAUAUGGACGACUUCCAGAACGACUACAUUGAAGAUCGACCACCACCACCCUCCUCCUCGUCCUCCUCCUCGUCCACACACCUGCGUUAUGAUCACCCAUUCCCGGAGGUGAUCGUCCCGGCGGGUGUGCCAGUCUACCAUGAGCCUCGAGUGCCCUACGGUCACCACUCUAGGGGCCUCAGUCCAGGGGGGAACUUCAACAAGGUGCCCUCCCCUCCUGCCGUGUCUGUAGGGACUGUGACGGUCAGGGUAGAGGAGAUAUGCCUGGUGUUGGUGGUGUUGAUGUUGUGGGCUGGUGCCAUUACGCUCUUCAUUAACAGGUGGGGGAAGCUACGCAUGCUGGAGCCCUACCAACCAGCCUACACAGCACCUGAGGUCCCUCCACGCCCUCCACCUCCUCCACUAGGGCCCUUCAUCAACAUCCAGAGCACCUCGGACCUCACACUGACUGACGGGGGGGCAGCUGGGGGUAGACAUGACUGGGGGGCACCUGAGAGCUACGGCAGGGGGUCACUAGCGAGCGGGUACCUGGGGAUGGAAAGGUCACCCUCUUGUCUUAGCGUUAGGACUCUCAACCCGCAGAGGAAGGUGAAGAGCGCCGUCGAUUUGGUGUCUCUGGUUAUGCAGGAGAAGAUGUCGUCCAAUAUACACCUGGCAGCUACUAAUGUCUAGACACCUGACGGGUUUUUCGAGGGAGUUUUUGGAUUUUACCGAUGUUUACACACCUGGUCUGGCUAUUACAAAGGUCUACACACCUGGUCUGGCUAUUACAAAAGUCUACACACCUGGUCUGGCUAUUACUAAGGUCUACACACCUGGUCUAACAAUGUCCAUAUAUAUGACCUGGCUAUUACAAAAGUCUACACACCUGGUCUGGCUAUUACUAAGGUCUACACACCUGGUCUAACAAUGUCCAUAUAUCUGGCCUGGCUUUUACCGAUGUCUAUACACCUGGUCUGAGUGUUACUAAGGUCCACACACCUGGCCUAAGAAUUAACAACCAAUUAAGGUCACAAUCUGACUCUGUAGAUCUCAUGUAUAGAAUUAAUGUAGUUGAUGUUUAUAUUUAAUUUUAUAGUGUUUAAUAAUUGUGCAGUAUGGAGGUGCCGCAGAACCUAACCAAACCUAACCAAACCGAACCUAACCUAACCAAACCUAAC
Messenger RNA from Homarus americanus (American lobster), 1950 nucleotides. RefSeq names its product proline-rich receptor-like protein kinase PERK1. Bases 587 to 1462 code for a protein of 291 amino acids. The transcript is spliced from 5 exons. Lineage: Eukaryota; Metazoa; Arthropoda; Malacostraca; Decapoda; Nephropidae. The record is from RefSeq and is a predicted model, not a curated record.